Molecule: messenger RNA, 1715 nt
Organism: Raphanus sativus (radish)
Lineage: Eukaryota; Viridiplantae; Streptophyta; Magnoliopsida; Brassicales; Brassicaceae
Product: homeobox protein knotted-1-like 4
Exons: 6
Coding region: 276-1403 (375 amino acids)
Biological process (GO): regulation of DNA-templated transcription
Cellular component (GO): nucleus
Molecular function (GO): DNA binding
Source: RefSeq, a predicted model, not a curated record
GUUAUUACUAUGUUACUACUUUAGACCUAAUCCCACUUUACUAUCAUCAAAUAAUUGGUAACUAAAAAAAAUAUAAUAAAUUUUAAAAUAAUAACCACAGGAAUAAAUUUCAAACAUUCAAACACAUAGUAUUACAUACCCAAACGCCAAACCCAUAUUUUUCAUUAUUGAGAUAUAGCACUCAGCACAAGAAAGAUCGUCAACGCUUAGAAAUCAUCUUCUCUUUCUUCAAUCUUUCCCUCUCUGAAACAGAAGAUUUUUUAAAAAAGAAAACGAUGGCGUUUCAUCACAAUCAUUUCAAUCACUUCACCGACCAACAACACCAGCCUCCUCUUCCUCCGCCGCCACAGCAGCAGGAACACCAUUUCCACGAAUCCACACCUCCUAACUGGCUCCUCCGCUCCGACAACAACUUUCUAAACCUCCACACUCCCGCCUCCACCGUCGCAACAAGCUCUGAUUCUCCUUCCUCCGCCGCCGCUAACCAGUGGCUCUCUCGUUCCUCCUCCUUCCUCCAACGCGGCGGCGGCGCCAGUAACAGUAACGCCGGCUCUGGUGACGCCAUGGAAAACGUUACCGGCGGAGAGGAGUCGAUGAUCGGCGAGAAUGGGAGGCAAAAGGCGGAGAUACUCUCUCAUCCACUAUACGAGCAGCUGUUGUCUGCACACGUAGCGUGCCUGAGGAUCGCAACGCCGGUGGAUCAGCUUCCGAGGAUCGACGCACAGCUCGCUCAGUCGCAGAACGUCGUGGCUAAGUACUCAACGUUAGACGCUGCUUCUCAAGGACUCGUCUCCGGUGAUGAUAAGGAGCUUGACCACUUCAUGACGCAUUAUGUACUAUUGCUUUGCUCUUUUAAAGAACAACUGCAACAGCAUGUUCGUGUCCAUGCAAUGGAAGCUGUUAUGGCUUGUUGGGAGAUUGAGCAGUCUCUUCAAAGCUUCACUGGAGUGUCUCCUGGUGAAGGCACAGGAGCAACAAUGUCUGAAGAUGAAGAUGAGCAAGUAGAGAGUGAUGCUCAUUUGUUUGAUGGAAGCUUAGAUGGGUUAGGGUUUGGUCCUCUUGUCCCCACUGAGAGUGAGAGAUCCUUGAUGGAACGAGUUAGACAAGAACUCAAACAUGAACUCAAGCAGGGCUACAAGGAGAAAAUUGUAGACAUAAGAGAGGAGAUAUUGAGAAAGAGAAGAGCUGGGAAAUUACCAGGAGAUACCACCUCGGUUCUCAAAGCUUGGUGGCAGUCUCAUUCUAAGUGGCCUUACCCUACUGAAGAAGAUAAGGCGAGGUUGGUGCAGGAGACGGGUUUGCAGCUCAAACAGAUAAACAAUUGGUUCAUCAAUCAAAGAAAGAGGAAUUGGCAUAGUAAUCCAUCUUCUUCCACCGCCUCAAAGAACAAACGCAAAAGGUGAAAAUAGCGGAAGAGAGCGUUGAAGUCAGUUUGUAGCUGUGCAUGAAAAUAUCAAAUAUAGCUUGAUAGAAGGUUGGAGAUACAAAGAUAAAACUCCUACAGAAAACCAGCGUAGAAAGUAUUUUUGUGACUUCAUAUGUUGUAUUAGGGAGCACACAAAACCGAAAAGACCAAGAAGCAUAAGCAUGAUUUGUAAUAUGAGGCUAAGAUGAAUUUUGUGAUAGGACGGUUAUACCAUCCCCAUUAUUAUCAUAUCUUGUGAAUAACAUGGAGUUUUCUCAAGAAAAAAAAACGAAGGAGUUUUCUCUUUUAA